CUGCCUUGCCCAGGUGCCCUGCUCGUUCUGGGACUGAUCAGGACUCGUGCAUGUCAGGCUUUCUGCUCGCCUCUGAGCAGGGAGCUGGGACUCCACCCUCCUUUCCUGAGCGCGCUGUGAGCUCGGCGGCUGCAGCACUGAAGCACCCAGCAGAACUCAGCACUGCAGGAAGCCGGAGGUGCCAGUAAUGCUGAUGAGAGCGGUCGGCUCCGUGUGUCAGGGCAUGGGCUGAUCAGUGGCAGGGGCUGAGGGGGACUGUAUCCUCGUGCAUGCGACCUGGCUUAGGAGCAUGUCGGUCUUCAGGCCUCUCUACCCUGUCUUUCUCCAGAGGCUGUAACACAGCCCUCAGGAUUUUAGCUCUGAAGCUUCUGGGUUCAAAUCCUGCGGAGUGCCCCGAGCGGGGUCUUGGAACGAGUCCAGCGUGUUUGUGAGGGGAAGCGGCAGGACCACCGGGCCCGUGCUAGUCCUGGGGGCAGCAAAGUGGGUGCAGCGUGAGACCCCGGGUUCCCAGCUGCACCUCUCCACUCAGCCUGUGCAUCUCGCUCUCUUCCAGGCUCCCUCUGCUGCACCGUGCCCCAGGAUGAGCGCUCCGGAUGGAGAGCAGUGCAAUCCGGCUCAUGCCCUGUUCGAGACCUUUCUCCGUGCCAACGAGUGCGAGGAGGUGCUGGGCAGCUUCCGGGCGCUGUGCGGGCACUUGGGCCUGGAGCACACGGGGCAGCUGUGCUUCUACCACAAGCUGAAAGCCUGCCUCAACUACUGGAGUGCCAAGGCCCUGUGGAGCAAGCUGGACAAGAAGGCUGGGCACAAGGACUACGACCAGGGCAGGGCAUGUGCCAACACCAAGUGCCUGAUCAUUGGGGCGGGCCCCUGCGGGCUCCGCACAGCCAUCGAACUGGCCUUCCUGGGAGCUCGGGUUGUGGUGGUGGAGAAGAGAGACUCCUUUUCGCGCAACAACGUGCUGCACCUCUGGCCUUUCACCAUCCAUGACCUGCGGGCACUGGGCGCCAAGAAGUUCUACGGGCGCUUCUGCACCGGCUCCUUGGACCACAUCAGUAUUCGCCAGCUCCAGCUCAUCCUCCUCAAGGUUGCCUUGCUCCUCGGUGUCGAGAUCCAUACCAGCGUGCAGUUCAAGGGGCUCCUGCCCCCGGCAGCGAAGGCCAGCGGCAGGGCAGGCGGUGGCUGGAGGGCCACGCUGCAGCCAAACUCCUCUCCCGUGGGGCAGUAUACGUUUGAUGUUCUCAUCUCUGCAGGAGGUGGCAAAUUUGUGCCUGAAGGGUUCAAGCGAAAGGAAACUCGCGGCAAGCUGGCAAUUGGCAUCACCACGAACUUUGUCAAUCACCACAGCAGGGCCGAGGUGGAGGUGCCCGAGAUCAGUGGUGUUGCCCGCAUCUACAAACAGCAGUUCUUCCAGAAACUCUACAACAAAACAGGGAUUGACUUGGAAAACAUUGUCUACUACAAAGAUGAUACCCACUAUUUUGUCAUGACGGCCAAAAAACAGAGUCUGCUAAAGAUGGGAGUCAUUUUAGAGGACAAGUCGGACACGGAGAGCCUGCUGUCUUCCGAGAAUGUGAACCGCGAAGCCCUCCUCAGCUAUGCCAAGGAAGCAGCCAGCUUCUCCACUGACUACCAGCUGCCCAAAAUGGAGUUUGCACUAAACCACCAGAACCUGCCCGACGUCGACAUGUUCGACUUCACCUGCAUGAACCGCUCCGAGAACGCCGCCCUGGUGUAUGAGCACGGCGGGGCCCGGCUGCUCGUCGGGCUGGUAGGAGACUGCCUGGUGGAGCCAUUCUGGCCACUGGGCACCGGUGUGGCCAGGGGCUUCUUAGCUGCCUUUGACGCUGCCUGGAUGGUGAAGAGAUGGGCAGCGGGGACCCCUCCCCUGGAGGUGCUAGCUGAGAGGGAAAGCAUAUACCAGCACCUGUCCCAGACAUCCCCCGACAACACCAACAAGAACACCAGCCAGUACAGCAUCGACCCUACCACGCGCUACCCCAACAUCAAUCUCAACUCCAUAAAGCCCAACCAGGUGCGUGACCAGUACCUCAUGGGGUUGGUGGAGCACGAUCAUAAGAAGAGCGACAAUCGCAUCAGCACAGACUCCAGCAGGGGCUACGAGGAGCUGCUGCACUGGUGCCAGGUGCACACAGCCGGCUACCGUGGCGUGGCCGUGGCAGACUUCACGCACUCCUGGAAGAGCGGCCUGGCCCUGUGUGCCCUCAUCCAUCACUUCCGUCCCGACCUGCUAGAUUUCGACUCCCUGGCUCAGAAUGACCCCUUUGGGAAUAACCAGAUGGCCCUGGACCUGGCCGAGCAGGAGCUGGGCAUCCCACCUGUCCUCUCCAGCACUGAAAUGGCCUCAAUGUCUGAGGCUGACCAGCUCGGCCUCAUCGCCUACCUGAGCCAGGUCUUCGAUGCCUUUGAGGUGCCUCCAGAACCGGAGGAGCGGGUGAGGAAGCCGCUGGCACCGCGCGGCACCAGGGGAGCCAUCCUCUUCCUCAGCAAGCUCCAGAAGAGUCUGAGUCUGACACGCAAGCGCGCCCAGGACCGCUCCCAGCAGGAUGCUGAGACCAAGAAGCCAAAGAAGGAAGCAACGCUGGACUCAAGUUUGGAAGGUGACCCCUCUGUUGUUGACCUUGGCCAGGGGAGUCGUGAGCAGCCUCAAACCCCAGAGACCGAGGUCCCUAAGUCCCCCACGGUGCAGAGGCAAAGCUCGGCCGCAUCCCCCGCAGAGAGCAGUGAUGCCUGCUACUUCUGCGGUCAGCGGGUGUACAUCCUGGAGAGGGUCAGCGCCGAGGGGCGCUUCUUCCACCGAGGCUGCUUCCAGUGCUGGCGCUGUGGUGCCACGCUGCGCCUGGGCGACUUUGCCUUCAGUGAGGAGGAUGGACACUUCUACUGCCUGCUGCACUACAACCCCCACAGCCUGGACGUGCCACCACCCAUGGAUCCGUCCCGGAGCAUCCAACACCGUGCUGCCUUGGACCCUGGCAGCCCGGGCUUGGCCUCCGAGGGAGCAAGAAUGGAAACAGAUUCUGAUCUGCCAGGUCCUCCAGGCAGCCCGGGCUCCCUCUCAAAUCAAGUGACAGCAGAUCACCCUCCAGAGCCAUGGGAAGGGGCUGGAGAAGACCAGGUAGCCAUCAGCCCCUAUGGUGAGAAUGGGACUUUGAUCAGUGUGGAUGAGCAGGAAGCGCAAGAGAUCCUGGAGGAGAUUGCAGGGGACGCCAUGCCCUCUGGGGUAGGAGCUGGGGUCCUGCCAGCGGAGCCUGGGCCUGGGUUAGGAGACAGCAGACCUCACCGUGAGGAACAAGGCAUCCACGAACACAGCCACCCGGGGAUGCCGCUGCAGCCCGCCACUCCAGAGCCUCUGCCUUUGGAAAAGGUGCCUGUGCCUCCAGAGUCCAGGGAGGACACAGAAUGGGAGGACAACACUGGGAAAAAGAAGAAGAUUUUCUUGUCAGAUCUGGAGAAGCUCAGACUGGCCACGCUGAACCUGACUUCAGACGGUGAGGCAGAGAUCCAGGGGGAGCCCCAGCCACCGCAGCCCAGGCCGGGGCACAAAGCGGUGCCCUUCCGGAGUGUCCCAGACAGGGGGAAGGUCGGCUUGGGCCAGCACAGGUUCUCCGAGGAGGAGGAGGAGGAAGACUUGCAGGAGACUGACAGCGAUGAGGAGGAGGAGGAGGAGGUGGCGGCCGCGGCGAGUGAGGAUGCUGUGUACUUAGCAGACGCCGAGAUUCUGGAUGUGAAGGAGAAGUAUCCCACGUGGAGGAGGACGCUGACCCGUCGCGCCAAGGAGGCCCAGAUGAAGAGGUUCUGUAAAGCCCAGGCCAUCCAGAGGCGGCUGGAGGAGAUCGAGGUGACAUUCCGCGAGCUGGAGGAGCAGGGCAUCAAGCUGGAGCAGUCCCUGCGGGGUGAAGGAGGAACCCAGGCAGAGCUGAAGACCCAGUGGAUUAACCAGCUCCUCCAUUUGGUCCAGAAGAAGAACAGCCUGGUUUCUGAGGAGUCGGACCUCAUGAUUGCGGUGCAGGAGCUGAAGCUGGAGGAAAAGCAGUGCCACCUGGACCAGGAGAUGCGGCGAUACAUGGACAUGGCUCAGGAGCUGAAGACACCCCAGGACCUGCAAGCUGAGAAGGAGAUCCUGGAGCAGUUCCUGGAGGUGGUGCAGAGCCGUGACAAGCUGAUCCGGGUGCAGGAGGAGAAGCGCCUCAGCGAGCUGGGCAGUGCGGACCUGGGCAUGGAGCGCAGGCCUGAGGCCUGAGGGCACAGCCCAUCACAUGCCACUGCUGAGGCCUUCAGCGUGGAGGGAGGCAGCUUGACAUGACCACGGCCCAGGGGCCCCAUGAGCACUCUGGGAGGGGCAGGGAUGGAGCAGCAUGGCCCAGGCUGCACCCGUGGGCUGCUGAGCCCAUUGCCAAACCCAGCAUAGGGGGUGGUGACUUCCUGCCUAGCGCAGGGGUGCCCCAUGCACCUCCUCUGGGAGCAUUUAAGGACAGCCCCAGGGCCUGCAGCUGGCACACCUGUUGAGAGCGGGGCCCCUCAUGUGGCUGGGCUUCUGCUUGUUUUUAAUGUUUGAGCUGUGCUUCAGCGACCACUGGACACGGAGGUGGCAGUGCCACAUCCCACAUAUGCACUAGGCAGGAGGCCCUAUGCUAGGGCUUGUGCACUGGCCCCAAACAAGCCAUAGCAGGAAGUCUGGGCUACACGUCCCUCAGCCUGCACCACCACUCAGGUUCAUCAGCCUGGCUUAGCAAUGCUCUUCGCUGCCCAGUGACCCCCCACCUCACCCCCUCAGGGGGUUAGUGCUUUUGCUGCACAGCUAUGUUAUUCAGGGGCAGGCUCCCCACAUCCCACACAGCCCCAUUCUCAGGGAGCCACUCAGAGCCUUUCAGUGCAUGCAGCCUUGCCACAAAACUGAGGUUGUGUCCUCCAGGAUGCAGGGUGCAUGCAGGCAGGCAGCCUGUCCUGUGAGAGCUGAAAGCAGGAGGUAGCAGCCUCUGGCACCUGCAGGGCUGCGGUGGGGGCAGCCAGUGCAGCCUCUGCCCUCCUGCAAGCACCGGGCUCACUUACUGGUUCCUCUCCAGCUGUUUUCAGGGGCUGUGGAGCUCUGGUGGGAAGAAGUCUCAGGAUAACUUGCAAGAGGAUCCAGGCAGCACACAUGAGAAGGGUUAAGGACCUGGGAUGGGGCUAGGUAACUGCUCCAUCCCUAGGCAGGCCUGCUCCUUCACCUCUGGAAGCCUCUGCCUUAAGCCUUGUGCUGCAGCCAGUGUCUGCUGUGUGCCCAUCCUCCCCGGGCAGGUGGGAGCUGCUCACAGUCCCCUGCUGCUGAAUCCAGCUUCACUGCUGCAGGGCUGAGGGCUAACCCACCAGAGGUGUGCAGCCCAAAUGCUCCCCCUUCUGCAAGUGCUGCACCCAGGGCCGGGUGAGGCAAGGCAGCUGCGAGAAUGGCUCACUUGACAGCACGACUCCCCACACUCCCAUGCAGCCCAGUCACACCACGGCGGCUGUAGCUGUGUUGUAGCAUUGCCACCAAAGGCAGGUAGACUAUGCUGAUGUGGGUUGCAGCUGUAUCACCCAAUGACACUAGCUGCAGCCAGUAUGGUCAGAAGAGCCUGGAACCUGGGGCUGCUUGGAGGCUGCGGCCUGGGGGAACAGUUAGAGCAGAGUUGUAACAGUCAGGGAAUCACGUGCCAAAAAGACACUCUGGUGCAGAUGCUCUUUCCAGGUCACAAAUCACUAGCUCAGGAGAUUCUGACACCAAACUGCAGUUCUCUAAGAGCAGCUGUGAGAACAGGCUUGGCCACGUGGUGCUGCCCUGAGGUCUCACACUGCUGCCCCACCUGCCUCCCCGGCUCAGCAAACAGAAAAAAAAAUCCAUCUUGGUGUGAGGUCAGAGCUGGAGUCAGUCGCACAGGGAAUCCCGGGCGGUAGCUGUAUUAUCAGUGCCAGAGCAGCCCCCAGGGACAGCCAGACAAUCCUUGCUUCAUUGCAAAGAACAUCAUCUGGCAGGGAAAAAAACAAGCGUGUCUUUCCUAGGAUAUUGCCUUUAUGAGACGCCCAUAGCUAGCGCAUGCUGGCUGCCUGUUAGGAGAACAAACUUGGAGACGGGCGUGGAAGGUCAGGGAAUAAAAUGACCCUGGUCAAAAACGUUUAUUGGCCUGCAAAAGGUCGUUAUAAAACCCGCCACGCUCCUGUCCAUUACCAAAUGCUUUGUAAUGUCACUUAUUUAAAAAUAAAUUGAACUAUAAAAG
Molecule: messenger RNA, 6248 nt
Organism: Gavialis gangeticus (Gharial)
Lineage: Eukaryota; Metazoa; Chordata; Crocodylia; Gavialidae
Gene: MICAL1
Product: microtubule associated monooxygenase, calponin and LIM domain containing 1
Exons: 24
Coding region: 581-4258 (1225 amino acids)
Molecular function (GO): FAD binding; protein binding
Source: RefSeq, a predicted model, not a curated record